Molecule: messenger RNA, 1017 nt
Organism: Colletotrichum gloeosporioides
Lineage: Eukaryota; Fungi; Ascomycota; Sordariomycetes; Glomerellales; Glomerellaceae
Exons: 1
Coding region: 1-1017 (338 amino acids)
Source: RefSeq, a predicted model, not a curated record
AUGGAUUUUAUCCCGACUCGAGACCUCAUUGUAGCGCGAUAUGCAACUGAAGUCACUCGAAUCGAGGACUUCGCCGAUCAAGAUGUUAGAGGCUGGCUGACAAUCAACCGUUCAGCGCGAGAUGGCAGGCGGACCCCAUGGGCCCUUCGUAUUCUUCCGGACUAUGUCGACGAGAUCAACAACCACUUCCCUCGAGCUCUGACUGCCAUAGAAAACAGUCGCAAUGUCGGCUGCCUCAACGGUAUCGCUCUGCUCAACUCCAGGAUCAAAAUCACAACUCUCGGCGGUCUUGACCGUCCGCGCGAACUGUACCGAGCCAUACAUAGUGGCCAGCCUGACGAUGGGAUAAAGUCGAGGCUAGGCCGUGAGAGCGACGCAGUUUUCUUCCAUCAUCAUCUUCGGCGACACUUGAGGUGGCAAAGUCGCGAGGCAAGUCCCUUUCUUUCAGCGACUGAUGACCUCGGAAAGGCUGUCCGAAUUGCUGCAAUUUACGUUGCGAAGGGCUUUGAUGAUGUCCGGAUUAUCAAGUUCAACACCCAAGGACCUGGUUGGGAUCACGAUGUGAAUCGAAUGUGGAACCCCCGCGAGCUGGCCAGAAUUUUGAGCCCGCGUGACGACAAGGACUACUUGGAUAACGAGGUGCUCGUUGAGCACUCUAUACCGAAGAACAGCAUUGUCUCUACAUACAAAUGGCAAGUGCACAAGACGCAUCUGGACCCGGGCGGCUGGAUUGAGGCACACGCAAGAGCGGUUCAGUUGACGAGAGCCAAGAUCAAGACGAAUCGCCAAGAAAAGGCUCGGAAACUUCGUGAGGACAAGAUCAAGAAAGCUGCGGAGGAGACGGAGACGAAGGGAAGCGUCGAAGCUCAAGACAAGCUGGGACCACAAUAUGAUGGGAAAGGAUCCGGCAAGAAGCGAAAAGCCAAUGACGACGGGGGCGAGGAGUCUUCUCCAGUCGCGACAAGACCUAAGCGUCACAAGAUCGGUGAAAAGAUGGCUGCCAACUCAAGCCUUUAA